Linum trigynum is the source of this 621-nucleotide messenger RNA. The record is from the annotation of a GenBank genome assembly. Lineage: Eukaryota; Viridiplantae; Streptophyta; Magnoliopsida; Malpighiales; Linaceae.
AUGGUGGAGGAUGUGUACAAGCAAGGACCAACUGCUGUCCAGAAGGCAUCUCAAUUACUACUCCCUCAUAUUCUUCCACAAGUUGCAGGCCUACUAGAGCCUAGGGAGUCAGAGGCUCCAAAGGGACAACCACCAAAGAGGUCGGACACUAGAGAUCUUUCUUGGUUUGAGCAUUGGAGGAAACUGUUGACAAAAAGGAGCAAAACAAAUCAAAACACGAGAAGGACACACCAGACGACUCCUGCAGGAGGUGUCUCGAAAAGUCAGCAUAUAGAUGGAUCAUUGGAGGCAAUAAGUCACAGGUUGGAUCACCGGACCCCUGUGAGUUGCACCCAACUGUAUGGGUUUGAGGACGUGGAUUUGAUGACUUUUGCAAUCUUGUACAACUGUGCAAUUGUUGUCUAUAGACUGUAUAAUGAGCGACACACGGCACAUUGGCUGCGACUAUAUGUCGAGGAAAUUGAUGGGGUGACACCAAUGCCUUCUUUUAGUCCACAGUGGUCUCAAUUUGGGGAUAUGCUAAGAGUUGAUGAUUGGGAUUCGUUAUACGAGCCACAAAUGCAAUUGUAUGUCAUUCUCGGAGGACAUUAUCAAGCCGAUGAGAAUGACGAGAGUGAUUAA